Molecule: messenger RNA, 1145 nt
Organism: Erigeron canadensis
Lineage: Eukaryota; Viridiplantae; Streptophyta; Magnoliopsida; Asterales; Asteraceae
Product: N-carbamoylputrescine amidase
Exons: 9
Coding region: 123-1019 (298 amino acids)
Molecular function (GO): N-carbamoylputrescine amidase activity
Source: RefSeq, a predicted model, not a curated record
ACCUAGUAAUAUUCUAAAAUAAAGUACUAAACAAAAAAUCAGCCGAGAAAAAGAGUGGGAACAGCAGUGAAAGAAAGCAUCUAAAAACAGCAAAGUUUCAGAUUCCUAGACGCCGGAAAAACAUGGAUGGCCGGAAAUCAGUGGCGGUUUCAGCCCUCCAGUUCGCUUGCUCCGAUGAUAUCGCCACCAACGUUGACACCGCCGAACGGCUGGUGAGAUCUGCUCAUGAGAAGGGUGCUAAUAUCAUCCUUAUCCAGGAACUAUUUGAGGGCUACUAUUUCUGUCAAGCACAAAGAGAGGACUUCAUUCAGCGGGCUAAACCUUACAAGGAUCAUCCCACAAUUUUGAGGAUGCGGCGACUUGCAAAGGAAUUGGGGGUUGUUAUACCAGUCAGUUUCUUUGAGGAGGCAAAUAAUGCACAUUUCAAUACAAUAGCCAUAAUCGAUGCCGAUGGGACUGAUCUUGGAAUAUAUAGAAAAUCUCAUAUCCCUGAUGGACCUGGGUAUGAAGAAAAGUUUUACUUUAAUCCAGGUGACACUGGCUUCAAGGUGUUUCAAACUAAGUUUGCGAAGAUUGGUGUGGCCAUAUGCUGGGAUCAGUGGUUUCCAGAAGCAGCCAGAGCCAUGGUUCUUCAAGGUGCAGAAAUAUUGUUUUACCCGACUGCUAUUGGUUCUGAACCUCAAGACGAAGGUCUUGAUUCGCGAGACCAUUGGAAGCGAGUCAUGCAAGGGCAUGCUGGAGCCAAUUUGGUACCUCUUGUAGCAUCAAAUCGCAUCGGCAAGGAAGUGAUUCAGACAGAACAUGGAAAGAGUGCAAUUACAUUUUAUGGCAACUCCUUUAUAGCAGGACCUACGGGAGAAAUUGUUGCAGUUGCUGAUGACAAAAGUGAAGCAGUGCUUGUGGCACAGUUUAAUCUGGAUGAAAUUAAAUCUAAGAGACAUAGCUGGGGAAUAUUUCGAGAUCGACGGCCAGAUCUAUACAAGGUGCUUUUGACGUUAGAUGGCAGCAUCCGUUCAUAAUUACCUGUUCAAGUAAUCUAUCAAUCUUUUCAAUAACAAUGCCAUCAUGUUCUGUUUAACUUUACUAGGAAACCAUGAACAUGAAUUCCUUUCAUAAUAAUAUCCAAGUUAUCUGAGUUUCAAAUA